Laccaria bicolor S238N-H82 is the source of this 1716-nucleotide messenger RNA. Its product is annotated as vacuolar amino acid permease. Gene Ontology annotation, biological process: basic amino acid transport; transmembrane transport. The record is from RefSeq and is a predicted model, not a curated record. Gene Ontology annotation, molecular function: basic amino acid transmembrane transporter activity. The coding region runs from base 1 to 1716 and encodes 571 amino acids. Gene Ontology annotation, cellular component: fungal-type vacuole membrane. The transcript has 17 exons. Lineage: Eukaryota; Fungi; Basidiomycota; Agaricomycetes; Agaricales; Hydnangiaceae.
AUGACGGUCUUAUCCUCCGAACGCGAACCCCUCCUUCGCGAACCCAGUUCCCGGUCUAGCAGCACCCCGCGCAAAGAAUCUGACUUUUGUUCGUCAUCUCUCCAACCAGCUGGUCCUCUUGAUAUUUCCGCCCCCUCUCGUCGGGGCAUCCUGGCGGGCAUCUGGCUAGCCCAGUUUCUUUCUGCCCUUAACUUGCUUCCUGCUAUAUCAUCAGACUUCAACAAAUCUAACGAAGCGAGCUGGGUGGGCACUUCCUACCUACUGGCAACAUGCACGUUUACCCCCCUUUAUGGUCGCUUAAGCGACGUUAUGGGGAGGAGAAGGGCCAACGAAUUAGCAAUUUUCUUUGCGGCCGUUGGCAUCCUCGCCUGUGGUUUGUCGAAUAGUAUGCAGAUGCUUAUUAUCUCCCGAUUUGUUUCUGGCCUUGGAGGUGGCGGUAUAUUUACAACCUCUGCAAUAAUCACAAGUGACAUGUAUAACAUGCGUUCUCGAGGUUUCAUACAAAGUAUAGGUGGAAUGUUUUAUGGUCUCGGAAUGGGGCUGGGUGGCCCCCUAGGAGGCUUGAUUACAGAUUGGCUAGGCUGGCGGUGGGCCUUCCUGAUCCAAAUUCCCCUCUUUGCCGUCUCCUUCAGUCUGACGGCGUACAAUCUCAAUUAUGUGGUAUCUGAACGUCGCCGAAGCACUCUGGAAAUUCUGAAGCGAAUUGACUAUGGGGGAACCUUGGCGUUGCUCAUAUCUGUCGGUUCGAUGCUCUUCUUUUUGAGUAUGCGGUACAACGAAAGCCUUCCCUGGUCUGACGCUGCUGUUUGGGUGUCCUUGCUGGCAUCCUGCGUGGCCGCCGUUCUUUUCAUCAUCAUCGAGGUCUACGUGGCUGUAGAACCAGUGUUGCCGCCUGUCUUCUUGACAAAAAAGGUCCCGGUUCUCGUGGGCUGCAGCAACGCUCUUGUCGCCGUUUGUAACCUCUCAGUAACUUACUUUUUUCCGACGUGGUUCCAAACGGUCAUGUUAUCGUCAGCAUCAACGGCAGGUAAUACUUCUAUUGCGAUCAACCCGAUGUUUUGCAUCUUAUUCAUGACUUGUACAGGAUUGCAUUUACUCCCAAAUAGUUUCUUUAUUUCAACAGGGUCUUUCUUCGCCGGGUGGAUGAUGCGGCGAACUGGGAGGUAUAAAGCCAUGAGCAUGACUUUUGGUUGCCUGCCUUUCCUCGCCGCCAUCUUAAUGACACAGAUGCGAGAAGAUUCUAGUUCUGCCCAUUUGUGGCUUAGCAUCAUUCCUCUUGGGUUUGGAAACGCGGUCGUCUUACAAACGAUGUUCAUUGCACUUGUAUCCCACCUUCCCGAAUCUCAACUGGCGGUUGGCACAGGUUUCGCGCAGCUUCUUCGAGGCCUCGGUCAAGUGGGAGGUCUAGCUGCCUCAUCCGCAGUAUUUCAAUCACGACUGGAGUCCGAAUUACGUGCCCGUCUGCACGCCCCCAACUCCGAAAUCCUUAUACAACAAAUACGCCAAUCCGCAAAACUGGUCGCUAAUCUUCCGCCCGACAUUCAGCGGAUUGCGCGAGACUCUUACGCUACGAGUUUGAAGUCCGUCUUCGUGCUCGCGGCAUGCGCCUCCUUUCUCGCUUAUCUUGCGCGCGUACCAGUGAGAAGAUCGAUCUACAUAGCAGACGAUCCAUUUCAACUGAGCGCCACAAAAUUUAGAUUCCUGAAAAACGCCUAG